Penicillium robsamsonii is the source of this 669-nucleotide messenger RNA. RefSeq lists its product as uncharacterized. The record is from RefSeq and is a predicted model, not a curated record. The transcript has a single exon. Lineage: Eukaryota; Fungi; Ascomycota; Eurotiomycetes; Eurotiales; Aspergillaceae. The coding region runs from base 1 to 669 and encodes 222 amino acids.
AUGCCAAUUUCCUCCGAAAAAGAAGAGAUCCUUCUCUCAAAUGCCCUCGAAGCCUAUAAAUCAGGCCAAUUUAAUAGUAUUCAGGCCGCAGCUUCUCAUUUUGGCGUCUCAAAGUGGAAGCUUCGCAACCGGAAGGACGGCAGGACAAAUGGAAAAGGCCGUAUAGCCACCAAAAAAGCCCUGGAUCCCUCGCAAGAAGCCUCUCUUAUUCGCUGGAUCGAGCUACUUAAUUCAGUAUAUACACCACCGACUGCUUUAGAUAUUGAGGGCGCUGCAAACCGCAUUUUACAGCACUGCGGUUCCGACCGGCAGGUCAGUAAAAUGUACGGCUACCAAUUCAUCGCGCGCCUACCACCACACAUCACUCUCCGUACACAAAAGCCUAUGGAAAAAGCGAGAAUCGAGGCCGAAUUACACGGUGAAUUAGUUCAUUGGUAUAAGGUCUUUGGCCAAUUCCUUAAAAAGAAUAAAAUCCAGGCCCACGAACUAUAUAACUGGGAUGAAACUGGCUUUCAGCUAGGUAUUGGAACUAAGGAAAACGUGGCUUCUACCCGCGAACGUGAGACUAUUGCGACCGGUGGAAUAGGCCAGAAUAUCACUGGUAUUGAGUGUAUUUCGGCCGAUGGCUGGGUUAUGCAUCCAUGGUUUUUAAUGCGUGGUUCUGAAUAA